This is a messenger RNA of Copidosoma floridanum, 1180 nucleotides long. It is a transcript of the gene Sod1, whose product is annotated as superoxide dismutase 1. NCBI's taxonomy places the organism in Eukaryota, Metazoa, Arthropoda, Insecta, Hymenoptera, Encyrtidae. Gene Ontology annotation, molecular function: copper ion binding. The record is from RefSeq and is a predicted model, not a curated record. Gene Ontology annotation, biological process: superoxide metabolic process.
AUUCAACAUAUUUCAACGUAUGUGUUGUAAUAUCCAAUAGAAUGUGUGUGUGAAUGUGAAACCGCCAAGUAAAUAAACGCGAAGAGCCGGUUUUAUUGCUUGUUUUUAAGUAAUCUCUCGCGGUCGCACGCCCAAUAUACCUAUAUACAAGUGUAAGUUGUAAGUGCCUAUAUAAGAUAAGUAUAAUUUUUCCACACGGCAGGUCGGUAUUGUCGGUAGAGAGAGCAGUCGGACGACUCACGACUCACGACAGUGUGUAUACGCCAGGCGAUACAUCGGCACUUGUUAUUUUUGCGUAACUCGGUAUACUUACUUAUCGUAUCGUGGCCUACAAACAUCUUGUUCGCAACGGUAUUAAUCGUGAAUCAGCACAUCUUCGGAUUUUUCUCGAACUAUCUCUCUGAUAUUGUUUCGUUCAAUUAAUCAAGUACCUUCGUUCAGCUUUUACGAAAAAUCAUGGUCAAAGCGGUCUGUGUACUCCAGGGCGACUGCAAGGGUACUUUGUUCUUUGAGCAGGCGGUAAGUGUAUACUUGCAUGACGAUGCAUUACUUGAUUUUAACCCGGCUGAUCCCGUCAAGGUCACCGGUGAGGUAUCCGGCUUGAAACAAGGACUCCAUGGCUUCCAUGUCCAUGAGUUUGGUGACAACACCAAUGGAUGCACUAGCGCUGGGCCGCACUUCAAUCCCCUGGGUAAGGAUCAUGGAGGCCCGACAGACGAGGUGCGCCAUGUAGGAGAUCUUGGCAAUGUAGAAGCUGGUUCUGACGGUUUGGCAAAAGUUAACAUUGCAGACAAGCAGAUUCAACUCCAAGGAGCUCACAGUAUCAUCGGCAGAACUCUUGUUGUUCAUGCAGAUCCUGAUGAUUUAGGAAAGGGUGGUCAUGAACUGUCAAAAACUACUGGAAAUGCAGGCGGACGUUUGGCUUGCGGUGUCAUUGGAAUCACAAAGGCAUAAAUGUACAGUAACAUUCAAGAAACCAACAAGCUGUAGAUUGUUUUUUAUGACACAUGUUAUAGUUGAUAAAAACAAAACUAUCAUUCCUCCAAAUACAACUAGGUCCAACAAAUAUUACAAACAAGGUUUUAUUAUAUUUUUAAAAAUAUGUAUAUUAUCUUGAAGGAUCAGAAUUAGGUUCAUUGUAAUUCAUUUUGGAUAAAAAAAAAUCAAACCAAGAAAUUUA